Molecule: messenger RNA, 1230 nt
Organism: Anopheles coustani
Lineage: Eukaryota; Metazoa; Arthropoda; Insecta; Diptera; Culicidae
Gene: Fam92
Product: CBY1-interacting BAR domain-containing protein 1-B
Exons: 4
Coding region: 1-1182 (393 amino acids)
Biological process (GO): cilium assembly
Cellular component (GO): ciliary basal body; ciliary transition zone
Source: RefSeq, a predicted model, not a curated record
AUGCUUCGCAGUGGCAAUACGACGACUAUUUUGUGCGAGGAACAAUCGAAGUUCAUACUCGAUCGUAUUGGCUCUGUGGAGAAACAUUUUAGCGAGCUGUGUGGGGCCUUUUCGGAGUACACGCGAAAGGUGGCCAGAUUGCGCGACAAGUCCGACGAACUAGCCCAUGCAACACAGGAUUAUUGCGAUGCGGAAAAGUACAACCGAACACUGGCGAACGCGCUUUCGAGUCUGGCCAAGGCGGUUACGCUGAUCGGAGAUUUCCAGGAUACCGGUGUCAAGCGGCUGGAGACAAAAAUUGUCGCCGAACUGUCGCAGUACGAGUCGGUGUGUAAGCACUGCAAGGAGGGCGUAAAGGAGGCUUUGCUGGCGCGGGACAAGGAUUUGGCCAAGCGAAAGCAGCUGGAGCAGAACAAAGCUCGCAACGGGCGCUACAAGCGUAACACGAACGACACCGAAAUGAUCAAAUCUAAUUUGGAGGUCGCUAAAUCGCUAAAGGAUAUCGAGCAGCUUGUCGAACGAUUCGAAAAACAGAAAUUACGUGAUAUUAAGGACUUGCUGCAGAGUUUUGUACUAAUUGAGCUGAAAAUGCACGCGCAGGCGAUGGAAGUGCUGUCGGCUACUUAUCAGGAUAUUAGUGACAUUGACGAAUGCAAGGAUCAUCAGGGAAUACACAAGGAAUUAAAACGCCAAAACAGGCAAUUUAAAAAAUACCUGCAGCAGGAUACCAUACCCGACCGUUACUUCCUACAGCGGAUAAAGUCGCAAUCGAUGGGCGCCCUUAAUGCUACAUUUGCCGGGUUUUCUGGUGGACGUAAAAACAAAAGUCUCAGCUCGAACUCCCUCAACUCGUCGCAGGAACAGGAACAGGAAGAAGCUCCCGGGACAUUAGCGGGGGUUGUCGAGCAGCAACGUGUGCAAAGACAUCCUACAAGUAGACGUUCGAACAAGACUUCGGUGCAACAAUCCGUCGAGUCAUUGGAUUCAUUGAAACAUGACACUUCCACUGAAUCAAAAUCGUCGUCAGAAGAAGAUGAUAGUGAGGACAGUGAGACGGUGACGGACGAAAACUCCGAACUUGCGAUCAAACCGAUGCGACCAACAGUUGUUGCGGAACCGGCGAAAAAAAGCCAGGUCGAUUCCACGUUCAAAAUUAUCAAACUAAAAGAUUUCAAUCCAUAGUGCCGCCGAAUGACUAAGAUAGAGUUUUGUAUUUGACUUUUAAUUUCA